AUGGCGGCAGGGCGGCUCGAUGUGUCAAGGAGAAGGGGUGGUGAUCUGGUAAGGAAAAAUGGGUAUCAUAGUUCAACAAGUGUGUCUAGUUUUGAUUUUAGAAGAAGUGGGUUUAGUUGUAGAGAUGACGAGCGACAGUCAGGGGAGUUGUGGCAAUUUAAUACCUUUGGUGGUUCCCCAAGGUACGAGGAGGGUGAGAUACCAGGGAAUGAAGAUGGGGUUCAGUUGCCUCCAGAGAAGAAGAGGAGGUUUUCUCCUAUUGUAUGGGAUGUAGAGGAGAAAGAAGUGAGGAUUUCUUCAAAGAAUAGGAUUGUUCAAAGGAGCAGUACUCAGGGUUUAAAUGUUGUUUCAGAUGAGGAUGUUGUGAAAAAUCCUGUCAAAGGAGGAUUGGAGCUUGUGGUAGAUAAGAAUUGGGUGGAUCGAGGGUCAGUUGAUAGUAUUGGAUCUGAAUAUCCAGCUCCUUUGUCUCCUCCAUUGCUGUUAAAGAAAGAUGGGGGUUAUGACCAAGAGCAGGGCCAAGUGGAGGAGGAAGAGGUUCCUGAAGCACGGAAUAUAGCCAUGUCCCGGUGGGCAUCUGAUGAUGAUUCUCCAAGAGAUACCACUUUGGUUGACGGCGAAGGCAUACAUGGAGAAACUGUGUUCAGGACAAAUUCCAUUGAUGGAGAGACGUGCCAGAGAGAAGUGGCAGAGAGAGAGAGGUCAAGUUCAUCUUUAUCAGAUGAAAGAGGUUACAGCAUCAGCUCUACUUCUGGGUACGAAUUGCAAAAUGAUGUCAUGGAUGUUGAUGACAGAGGGGAUGAAAAUGCCAGUGUUGAUGAGAUUGAAGAAACCUUUGGUGAGAUCGAAGAGCCCACGGCUACCACCCAAAUGGGGUUUAGUAUGCUAGAGGGUUGUAGAAGUGUGUUCGAGUAUGAAAGACUCAAUGAAAUUAAUGAAGGAACCUAUGGCAAAGUGUACAAAGCCAAGGAUAAGAAGACUGGAGAAUUUGUGGCGUUGAAGAAAGUGAAGAUGGAUGUUGGAAGAGACAAAUACUUGGAGGAAUAUGGUUUUCCCUUGACAUCUUUGAGAGAGAUUAACAUUCUUAUGUCUUUUGAUCACCCUUCAAUUGUGAAAGUUAAAGAAGUUGUUAUGGGGGACCUUGAUAGUGUUUUCAUGGUGAUGGAGUACAUGGAACAUGAUCUCAAGGGGCUGAUGCAAGCGAUUAAGCAGCCUUUCAGUACAAGUGAAGUCAAAUGCUUAAUGCUACAGCUUUUGCAAGGUGUUAAGUAUCUUCAUGAUAAUUGGGUGCUUCACAGGGAUUUGAAGACAUCAAACCUUCUUCUCAACAACCAGGGGGAGUUGAAGGUAUGUGAUUUUGGGAUGUCACGCCAGUAUGGUAGCCCAUGGAAGCCAUAUACCUCUCUUGUGGUUACUUUGUGGUACAGGGCACCUGAACUUCUGCUUGGAGCAAAGCAAUAUUCAACAGCAGUUGACAUGUGGUCUGUGGGUUGCAUAAUGGCUGAAAUGUUGACGAAGGAACCUCUAUUCACAGGGAAACGUGAAAUUGAUCAGCUUGACAAGAUCUUCAGAACUUUAGGAACUCCUAAUGAGAUGAUUUGGCCUGGAUUAUCGAAAUUGCCAGGGGCAAAAGCAAAUUUUGUUAAGCAACCGUAUAAUCAGUUAAGAAAGAAGUUUCCUUUCACACCUUUCACAGGAUCUCCAGUUCUCUCUGACUCAGGAUUUGACUUGUUAAACAAACUCUUAACUUAUGACCCAGAGAAGAGAAUAACAGCAGAUGAUGCACUUAAUCAUCCUUGGUUUCAGGAGGUUCCUCUACCAAAAUCAAAAGAAUUCAUGCCUACUUUCCCCCUCAGUUUGCAAAGAAAAGUGGAUCGGGGCUCUGAUCUUUCUGGCAGCCUGCAAGCUACCCUUGACUACAGCCACCAUGUUUCUCAAGUCCUUUUGAUUGGAUGUUCAGCUGCAGUGUACGAUGAAGGUCACUAUGCUAUUGAAGUUGAUCGAAGAUUUUUUUGCUGUGACCAAAAGGUGUUAAUGCCUGCUGGUUGA
Messenger RNA from Dovyalis caffra, 2046 nucleotides. The record is from the annotation of a GenBank genome assembly. NCBI's taxonomy places the organism in Eukaryota, Viridiplantae, Streptophyta, Magnoliopsida, Malpighiales, Salicaceae.